GUUUUUUUUUUGUACAAAGUGUUUGUCAGAGUCCCCUUCAGUCCUGAGCAAACUGUGAGAGAGAGGGGACAACGAGGGCGACCUUGUGUGAUCAGAUUACAGUGAAAGUUUGUGUGACUGUGACCAUGCGUGUGGUGGUUGUCUUCCUCUUGUCUGCCCUGCUGCCACUCUCUUGCUCCCACGGACGGGACCCAUUCGCCUGGCUUUACGGCGUUCAGAGCCAAAGAUAUGGCUCCCUGCAGGCAGACAGCACAGGAGGGGAUUGUCCAGAUGAGUGUGACUGCCCCCCCUCCUUCCCAGUCGCCAUGUACUGUGAUGGGCGGGGCCUGACAGCCAUGCCAACCGUCCCCUCCCGCGUGAAAUACCUGUACCUCCAAAACAAUGCCAUCACUGCUAUACCCGACUCAGCUCUAGUAAAUGCAAUCAAUCUGGUGUGGCUCAUGAUGCACUACAACCAGCUGACAUCUGACGCCAUUGGCGAGAAGGCAUUUCUACAGCUGAAGGGACUCGAGCGUUUAUAUCUGCAGCACAACAACUUGACCUCCUUUCCUUCAAACCUCCCUCGCACCCUGCAAGACCUGAGAAUCGACCACAACAAGAUUGAAAAGGUAAUAGCUGCAGACCUGGAGGGAAUGGAUAACCUCACCAUCCUGUAUCUCCACGACAACGCGGUCACAGACAUGGGCACGUCACUGACGGCACUCAAAUCCCUCACACUGCUGGAGAUCAGUGGCAACAAGUUGACGAAGGUCCCAGAGGCACUCCCCGAACAUCUGCACCAGCUCUACUUGGAGUACAACUCCAUUGAUUCUCUACCCGAGGGUUUCAUGGGCCGGUUCACUCAGCUGCAGUACAUCAGGAUGGCUCACAAUCAGCUAACAGACAAGGGUAUCCCUGCCAACACCUUCAAUGUGACUGGGCUGGUGGAGCUGGACCUGAGUUACAAUAAACUGGAGAGAAUCCCUCCAGUGAGCACCACACUACAGCAUCUCUAUCUGCAAGCCAACCAGAUCAAAGAGUUCACUCUGGGUAGUUUCUGCAGCGUUGUGGAUGUGACCAACUUCUCCAAGCUCCGGACGCUGCGACUGGAUGGGAAUGAGAUCAGUCGCCAGGACAUCCCUACAGAGUCAACCCUCUGCUUGCGCCUGACUUCCAGCAUUGAGAUCUAACUGUGCUCACAAACGCAGCUAUCUAAUAAUAUAUAUAGCCAAUAUCAACAGCGGGUGGCAGCAAUUCUUACAUCAAGAUUUACUAUUCACAUCACAGUGAAGGCAAAGGUUGUCAUGUGUGGUUGUUUACAUGUUUUACAGCAAUUGGAGAAGCUGUAUUGCAGAUAUUUCACAUUUCCCAGGGCAAACAAACAAGUUCAACUUUAAAUGAGUUUCCUUCACACAUCUGGACAAAUGGCCAAGUCUCGUUUUACUUGAUUAAAGCUACGACAAUGAAGUUUCAUUUUGUGCUGAUUUUGGCAGUCCCUGAGGACUUAAGUUUCAGAGCACUUGAGUCCAUUUAGAAAAAAAUCUAAUUUUACUGCAGCAGGGUCAGACAGUCUGCACCCCUCAAGAAUCUGACCCGGGAGCACUGAUGACAAGCAUUAUAUCUGCAAAAUCUGAGACUGGGGACAUUUCGAUUGCCUCUCGACAGCUCUCAACAUGCUGACGGCCAGCUAACGGUGCUAACAGAGCUAACAGUGCAAACUACGGCAAAAUUGCUGACAUAGCUAAAAGUGUUUAUUUGAGGGAGAACCGGAGGGUAGGUGCUGUGCUUCUACGUUGACGCUGUCGGUCAGGACGGCAUUAUCAUAAUAAUACAUAAUACAGUGCAUAAUACGAUAGCCGUAGAAGCCACAUAUGUUUCUUCUCUGCGUAUUGAAAAUGAUCUGACCCUGAUCCUCCUUAUAUGUUGCUGUGAGGAUCAAUUAUCUUUUUAAUCAAUGUUUUUUGCUGUUUUUAAUCUCUCUUCCUACAAAGCAUGCCUUCCAUUGUUUUGUUUGAUAAGCUGAACAUUAUGUAUCAUGUAUAAUGUGAAUUGUUUUAUUUCAAAUCAUUAGCUGUCCUAGAAGCGUGACGAUAUCUUCAUCACUUCUCCGACGACCAUUUCCCAAAUCGAUACCUUAUUGCAGUUGGGUACAUUGUUUUUUCUUUGUGACAAAAAUGCUGUGAGUGUUUGUUUCUGUAGAGGAUCCUCUUGUUUCACAGAGAAAUCAACUUUCCUUAGGAACAUAGAUUGGUAUCUCUGUGCAAAAUAUACCCUUACUGUAGUGAAUCACACAUACAGCAUGAUGGGCAUCGGGUGAAUGAAUUAGGAUUCUUGAGUUACUGUAUGAUUUACUUAGAUGGUUAUUAUGCUGACAAAUGUUUUAGGUUUACAAGCCUAUUGCAGAAUAAAUAAAAGCUGUGAUUAAAAACACAAAAA
This is a messenger RNA of Anarrhichthys ocellatus (wolf-eel), 2415 nucleotides long. It is a transcript of the gene fmoda, whose product is annotated as fibromodulin a. Gene Ontology annotation, molecular function: protein binding. Lineage: Eukaryota; Metazoa; Chordata; Actinopteri; Perciformes; Anarhichadidae. Bases 126 to 1169 code for a protein of 347 amino acids. The transcript is spliced from 6 exons. The record is from RefSeq and is a predicted model, not a curated record.